Colletotrichum costaricense is the source of this 516-nucleotide messenger RNA. RefSeq lists its product as uncharacterized. The record is from RefSeq and is a predicted model, not a curated record. The coding region runs from base 1 to 516 and encodes 171 amino acids. The transcript has a single exon. Lineage: Eukaryota; Fungi; Ascomycota; Sordariomycetes; Glomerellales; Glomerellaceae.
AUGACGGGCAAGAGAUGGGUGGUAGUAAGUCUUGUCUUGUUUAGAGUAGCAGGAAUGUGGUGUAAGGGAAGUGGAAGGUUGGCAACGGCGCGGCCAAGCAGUAGCCAAGCAAGACUUGUCGUCAAAGAUCGGCGGGUGGAGCAGACGUCAUUGGCCGAAGCGUCUGCGUCGGCCGGACCCCGGGUGUGGACAUUGCUGCUAGUGGGUCCGUCCAGUGUCCCACCUUCCUUCUUUUUUGCCCUGGUCGUCCGCCGUCGCCCUCAACCUUUCGGGCAGUGGAGACUUCACCUUUCACCACUAUUAUGUGCAACUUGGCGUUCCUGGUCUGUGCCGGGGCGCGGACACCAUGCCGUCAAGGCAGAAGCCACGGAUCCCAAACAAGAGUGUGGAAGGCUAGCCGCCAAAUCUGAAGCCAUUCAGCAACUUUUUGGAACUGCUACCUCCCAGGUCCCUUCGUCUUUGAGGGCCAUCAUUGGUUUGAUCCUCAUAUUAGUGGGAAUACUGUCCAAAUCGUGA